This is a messenger RNA of Perkinsus marinus ATCC 50983, 1857 nucleotides long. RefSeq lists its product as hypothetical. The coding region runs from base 1 to 1857 and encodes 618 amino acids. The record is from RefSeq and is a predicted model, not a curated record. The transcript has 5 exons. NCBI's taxonomy places the organism in Eukaryota, Perkinsozoa, Perkinsida, Perkinsidae.
AUGACCUUUAUGCUGGCUUGGGACCUUUCACUGGGUGGUCUGUUUGGGUCUGCCGCCUCUUCCUCAUCUUCCUCUAGCGGCUUUGGAGGCUUCGGUGGUGGUGGUGGAGCAGCAGCCCAGUCAUCGUCCUCCUCUUCGGCUAGUCCAUUUGGAGCCCCACCGGGAGCCUUCGGGUCCAAACCCCCUGUAUCGAGUGAGUCCCCGGCCUCUACACCACCUGUCUACUCUCUACCCGCAGGUCCUUUCGGAGCUCAGUCCAGCAGUGGAGGUUUCGGGGCAUUCGGGUCUUCACAGAGUAGCAGCAGCAGCAGUACCCCCUUCGGAGGCGCCUCCACAGCCUCGUCUGGUGGCGGCUUUGGUGCUUUUGGAGGGAAGUCGUCAACCCCAAGUAGCUUCCCCUCCCCCUUGGCCGCCCCCAACCUUCACCCCUCAGGUCCCUUCGGCUCGGCAGCCACUACUGGCGGUGGCUUUGGGGCAUUUGGGAGUGGAGAGGCUUCGUCCAGUAGCGGCUUCGGCGCCUUCGGUUCGACGUCCUCGUCCUCGGCUGCCCAGACAAGCUUCAACGCUUUUGGUGGAGGAGCCCAGAAGGGCGGACCCUUUGGUGAGCUUCUCCCAACUCCUCCUCUACAACCACUCCAAUUGACUUUAGGUUCGGCACCUUCCACAGGCGGCGGCUUCGGAGCAUUCGGUUCCACAUCGCAAUCCAGCAGCAGCAGCGGGUUCGGCGGCUUUGGUGGUGCUCAGUCGGCCUCGGGCUUUGGUACAUUCGGAGGCGGGGCCUUUGGAAGUGCUCCUUCUAGUAGUGGUCUCUUCGGUGGUAGCAGCAGUAGUAGUGGCGUACAGCCUAGCAGCAGCUCUAGUGCUGGUCCGUUUGGAUCGUCAACGAGUAGUUCUUCCAGUGCGGCCGCCGCCAAACCCGGUGGUCUGUUCGGGUCUGCCGCCCCUUCCUCAUCUUCUUCUAGCGGCUUUGGAGGCUUCGGUGGUGGUGGUGGAGCAGCAGCAGCCCAGUCAUCGUCCUCCUCUUCGGCUAGUCCAUUUGGAGCCCCACCGGGGGCCUUCGGGUCCAAACCCCCUGCAUCGAGUGAGUCCCCGGCCUCUACACCACCUGUCUACUCUCCAUCUUCAGGUCCUUUCGGGGCUCAGUCCAGCAGUGGAGGUUUCGGUGGAUUCGGGUCUUCACAGAGUAGCAGCAGCAGCAGCAGUAGCCCCUUCGGAGGCGCCUCCACAUCCUCCUCUGGUGGCGGCUUUGGUGCUUUUGGAGGGAAGUCGUCAACCCCAAGUAGCUUCCCCUCCCCCGUGGCCGCCUCCAACCUUCACCCCUCAGGUCCCUUCGGCUCGGCAGCCACUACUGGCGGUGGCUUUGGGGCAUUUGGGAGUGGAGGGGCUUCGUCCAGUAGCGGCUUCGGCGCCUUCGGUUCGACGUCCUCCUCCUCGGCUGCCCAGACAAGCUUCGGCGCUUUUGGUGGUGGAGCCCAGAAGGGCGGACCCUUUGGUGAGCUUCUCCCAACUCCUCCUCUACAACCACUCCAAUUGACUUCAGGUUCGACACCUUCCACAGGCGGCGGUUUCGGCGCAUUCGGUUCCACAUCGCAAUCCAGCAGCAGUAGCGGGUUCGGCGGCUUUGGUGGUGCUCAGUCAGCCUCGGGCUUUGGUGCGUUCGGAGGUACAUCCUCCCCGGCCUCGGGCAGCGGCGGCUUCGGUGCAUUCGGCAGCGGGUCCAAUGCACAGAGUGGUGGUGGCGGGUUCGGUGCCUUCGGUGGUGGGCAAACCUCAUCUGGCUUUGGGGCGUUCGGUGGUGCUCCUGCUGGCGGUGGCGGAAGCUCUCAGCCUCAGAAUGCCUUCAGUGGAUGGCGAUAG